CUGGCGCAUCAUGUCGGGCUCAUCGCUUACUGCGGUAACCGGGAAUGACACACGUGACAGCGAUGGUGGCGCUAGAAAGCGCCCUCGCCACCUGUACCCCGAAUGCGCAAAGAAAGAUGGCGGCAAAUGUCAGCUGCUGCACCACCGACGUGACAUAAAUGAGGUCCUCUUUCACGCUGGCCUAGAGCUAUGUGAAGACGACCGAAGCCGGUGCAGCGGUGACGCCCGGCUUGCACUCGCUCGAACGGUCGAAUGCAGGUGUUACUACUGCAACCGCGACUUACCCGAAGACCCGCGUCAGAGCGAGUCGCUCAACCUCGCGGAACGUCUACUCUCCGAGCACCACUGCAUCACCGGCGUUAGAGUUGAGACGCGUCGCGAUACAACGCAGGUCACUGCGCGCGGCGCUUGAAAGCAGUGGCGGAGUGAAAGCUCUGACGAUCUGGGCGCAUCAGGGCAAAGCGGUGGACGACGGCGUCGCCGAGCUGACGGACACAUUUUCGCGGCUCGACGAGCUGAUUUUCGUGUAUUGCGACUCGUGCAGCAGGUGCGGAAUAACUAUUCCGGUGGCGAGCACGUUGCUCGAGGAGCACGUGGUGCACCUCACGACUCUGGACGUGGCUGACGUGGCAAUGACACGAGAGAUGGCUGCUCGAUUCACCGUGUCGCUGGAGCGAAGUGACACCGUUACUGACCUCACCGUCGGAAUGUACGUGAUUGCGCAUGACGACGGCAGGGACUUUCAGCGGUAUCUCACCAGCAAAGAUAACGGGCUAAAGAAACUUACGUACAGGGGCCUUUCGUAUACGAUGCUUCAGACUCAGAUCGACGCUCUGUGCACCAUGACGACCUUGGAGGAACUGACCUUCGACUAUAGCGAGGGGAUCGCAAAGAGCGUCAGAAGCAGCGCCGUGUUUGCCAAAUUAGUGUCACUGAGCCCCAGCUUACGCCACCUGCGGCUGCCCAAGACUACCUUCAAUGUGGAGACGCUCAGCGAGCCGCCCGCUAAUGCCGCUCAGUGCAUGGAACCCUGGAUCGCAGCCCUGGGAAAGAACUCGAAACUGAACGUGCUGCACAUCGACUUGCUGCCCUUCGGCGAACCGGAGUUUCAGUGCUUUCAUGGAAGCAGUCGCCGACAGCGACUCCCUCAGGUCCGUGGUCGUCCGACAUCUGCCAGCGACGGUUAAGCUCGACGUCCUGUGCAGGACGAUCCGGGAGCGCGGACUGAGGGAUCGUAUCGUCGUCGAGGACCAGUACUACUACUGUCUGGACAUGAACACGCUUCGGGAGUGCCCCGAAAUUGCCAACGUAACCAUCGUCGAGCCAUGCCACCUGCGCCUUGAGCGUCGCACGUACCUGGCGAGCGUACGCGCAGCGCUCGAAGCUCUCAGCAGUAUCCCUCACCGGAUUUCGCUUAGUGUGAACUGCUCCCGCUUCGAUAAUGCCACAUUCGCUGCGUUGACGUCGUUCAUACGAAGCCGCUCCGCGUUCACAGAUGUCGAGUUACAAAUGCAGUCUUGGUGGCACUCUGUUGGAGUCCGGCGGCAUCAGCAGGUGGCUAGGGCGCUGCUUUCUGCGGUUGCGUGUAACCCGCAACUCACCAGCGUAAGCAUACACGGACUGCCGCCGCCCAGCUACAACUGCUUGCACAUCCUGGCAGAGGGCGCUCGCCGCAAUCGAAACUUGGUUCAGUUUCGCCUAGUGCCGCUCUGCACUGGCACCAUUGGUUGUCUGCUCACGACGUGCAACACCCUUUGGUUUGAUCGCCGGCAGGGAGCGCCAAAGAAUGCGAACACCAUUCUGGCGGACAUACAGGAAACCACGAGAAGGAACGCAGGCCGUGUCUCGGCAGCGGCCAGCUUUGUUCUGCGCCGGCAAGACGGCGAAAACGGUGCACGAUACCUCGAAACGAUGCACGACCAUCCCCACCUCCUGGAACUCGUCCUGCAGGGCGCACAAGUUUCCAGUGACCAGGCAAAGGCGAUGAUCAGGGAAGCCUCGAGACAUGUGCGCUACUGCAGCGUCGUCGAGUUCAUGAGGCUGGCAGGGGUCGUCAAGUCCAAGGUCGAGUGCAUCAAUCCGCGCCUCACCGGUGUUCAGCUCAUCGACAUCGGAGAACAUUGCUGGCUGCAGAUCCGUCGAUAUGUCAAGCUCGACGACGUCGUGGCAGUUUGAGCAC
Molecule: messenger RNA, 2179 nt
Organism: Dermacentor silvarum
Lineage: Eukaryota; Metazoa; Arthropoda; Arachnida; Ixodida; Ixodidae
Exons: 3
Coding region: 1120-2175 (351 amino acids)
Source: RefSeq, a predicted model, not a curated record